Molecule: messenger RNA, 493 nt
Organism: Paramuricea clavata
Lineage: Eukaryota; Metazoa; Cnidaria; Anthozoa; Malacalcyonacea; Plexauridae
Source: the annotation of a GenBank genome assembly
UUUAGAUAGGGAAGCUUGGCAUUUAAAACUAGAAAUGCAAAGACAAGAAUUAGAACUAGAAAGGAAACGACGAUUCGCUGAGAUUGCAGAAAGGAAGGAAUUGCAAGAAAUGGAAGCUAAGUUAGCACAUGCUGAGCUCUUGGAACAAUUCGAAGUUGAUAGUGAUGAUCAGAUCUCCGAUGAUGGUAACAGAGAACUGAAUAUGACGAGUCAUGACUAUGAGGGAAAUGGACCUUAUGAUGAUGCGGAAUGUCGAGAUGCGGAGCAAUGUGAAGCGGAGCGUCGAGAUACAGAGCAUCGAGAUGCGGAACGUCGAGAUGCGGAACGCCAAGAUGCGGAAAGUCGAAAUGCGGACCGAGGAGAUGCGGAACGUCGAGAUGCGGAACGUCGAGAUACGGAGCGUCAAGAUGCGGAACGUCGAGAUGCGGAACGUCGACAUACGGAGCGUCGACAUACGGAGCGUCGAGAUGCGGAACGUCAAGAUGCGGAAUAA